This is a messenger RNA of Dufourea novaeangliae, 1215 nucleotides long. Its product is annotated as glucosylceramidase-like. The coding region runs from base 1 to 1215 and encodes 404 amino acids. NCBI's taxonomy places the organism in Eukaryota, Metazoa, Arthropoda, Insecta, Hymenoptera, Halictidae. The transcript has 5 exons. Gene Ontology annotation, biological process: glucosylceramide catabolic process. The record is from RefSeq and is a predicted model, not a curated record. Gene Ontology annotation, molecular function: glucosylceramidase activity.
AUGUGGAUACCGUUCCUUGUUGUUGCCUUUUUUCUCGGCAAAGGUAACACGAAAGAGUGCGCACCUUAUUUUGUCGGUAACGACUUAGUCGCUUGCAUUUGUAAUUCAACUUAUUGCGAUGAUACGCCGAACGACAAUCAACCCAAACUUCCGGAAAGUGGAACUUUCUACUGGUAUGUAACAAACAAGGAGGGACUCAGGAUGAAAAUGUCGACAGCGAAGUUCAGUGGACGUGAUUCUCACGAUUCAUCUUCCAAUGUAACCUUAGUCAUAAACAGAAAGAAGACAUAUCAAAGAAUUAUUGGAUUUGGCGGUGCUUUUACCGAUGCUACCGGUAUAAACCUAAGGAAUCUCAGUACGGCUACGCAAGAUCAAUUGAUACGCGCAUAUUACGAUCCAAAAGUAGGAAGUGGGUACAACAUUGCUCGAAUCCCAAUUGGUGCUACCGAUGCCUCGACAGGACCCUACUCGUACGAUGAUAUUGUCGGGGACACGUCACUGAAACAUUUUGCCCUCACGCAAGAGGAUCAUGAUUACAAAAUACCAUACUUAACUAAGGCUCUUAAACUGAAUCCUACAAUAAAAUUUUUCGGCAGUGCGUGGUCAGCGCCUGGCUGGAUGAAAACCUCGGAAAAGUAUGAUCGUUUUGGUUAUUUGAAGGAUCAAUACUACCAGGUUUAUGCAAACUAUUUGGCAAAGUUUGCGGAAGAAUAUCAGAAACACGGUCUAGAUAUGUGGGCGAUUACAACAGACAACGAACCAUCGUUGCAUUACAGAGUCAAUGCAACGAUUAUGUGUACUAUGGGAUGGAUUCCUGAAGACCUAAGCCGCUGGGUUGCUAACAAUUUAGGACCGGCUUUAGAAUCGUCGACAAGCAAGGGCACACGGGUCUUGGCUCUCGAUGACAAUACAGAUUUAUUGCCAGGAUUUAUCAAUCCAUUGUUUAAGAACCAAAAUGCAUCGAGGUACACUAUUGGAACAGCCAUACAUUGGUACGCCGAUGACAAAACUUCUAUAACUGUGCUAGAUGACACCCACGAUAAAUUCCCUGAUAAAAUCAUAAUCAUGACCGAAACAUCCGGGGGUCCGCCAUAUUGGGGAACACCGAACGUCGCGUCGAAAAUAUGGAAUCUCGGAGAAAAGUAUAUGCUAAGCAUGAUCAAGGUAAACGACUUUCCUUACCGCAAUAACAUAAACUGCGAAAAAUCAUUUUAA